UUUUAUACUUCAAUCAACUUCAACCUGCGACAUAAGUAGAUAGAAUCUCUGUUUGCGUCUUCUUCCAACCAUGAAUUUUUCAAGGAUUGGGCGCUCACUCUCGCGCUCUUCACGCGCCAAAGAUUAUUUGCGCGGUGAUGCGAAAUUGGGAACCCUUCUCGGAGCUACGCGAACGAAUGUGCAUUCAGAAGGAACGGAAUUGGGAUUAGGGUUUUUCAGGGGAUAUGUUCCUCAUUGUAGAGCUCGUGGAAACGGAAUCCUUUCCAGUUUGCCUGAUUUUAAGUGUGUUGCGGCGAACCGUAACAUUCAUUAUCGGUUGUUUUUCAGCGAAGGACCUAAGAAGAAUUCUGAGAAGUUCUAUCCCAAGGAGAAGGAGGAAACUCCAAAGGGGGAGGAUAAAAAGCAUGAGUCUAAAGAAGAGUCAGAGACAAACACAGAUGAUCAUGGAAAUGUUUACACGAUUGAGAUGCCCCUUAUGGAAUUUAUCAUCUCUUGUUUGGUGAUGACGCUAUUUGUUAAAGUGUUUCUUCAUCGUGAAAAGCAACAGAUUAACUUUCAGGAGUUUAGAAAGGAGCUUUUGGAGCCAGGUUUAGUAGACCAUAUUGUUGUGUCAAAUAAGUCAGUUGCCAAAAUAUACGUGAGGAAUACUCCUCGUAACCAAACAGACGGUGAAGCUGUCGAAGGAACCCUCCCAGGAAAUGGAACUGGUGGGCAAUAUAAAUUUUAUUUCAAUAUUGGAAGUGUGAAAUAUUUUGAGAAGAAGUUAGAAGCAGCGCAAGAAGCACUAGGCCUUGACCCCCAUGAUUAUGUUCCUGUUAUAUAUUCUUUUGAAGUGGAUUGGGAUCACGAGUUUAUGAGGUAUGCUCCAACAAUGAUUGCUUUGCUUGUGGGAUCCCUCUUGUAUAUGGUGACCAGGAGAUUGUAAGGUGAACUUGGUGUUGGUGGCGACAGUGGUCAUAGGGGUGCUCGUGAAAUACUUAACAUAGGGAAAAUGGGAGAAAAUAUGGGUAAAUUAGUAAAUUCAUACUAUAUUAAUGUUUUUUUAAUAUUUGCUGUUAAUAAAGACUUAAUAACAAAAUUUAAUA
Arachis ipaensis is the source of this 1085-nucleotide messenger RNA. Its product is annotated as ATP-dependent zinc metalloprotease FTSH 8, mitochondrial. Gene Ontology annotation, cellular component: chloroplast thylakoid membrane; m-AAA complex. The record is from RefSeq and is a predicted model, not a curated record. Gene Ontology annotation, biological process: mitochondrial protein processing. Gene Ontology annotation, molecular function: zinc ion binding; ATP binding; metalloendopeptidase activity. Lineage: Eukaryota; Viridiplantae; Streptophyta; Magnoliopsida; Fabales; Fabaceae.